Messenger RNA from Hydra vulgaris (swiftwater hydra), 1155 nucleotides. RefSeq names its product syntaxin-5. Gene Ontology annotation, cellular component: SNARE complex; endomembrane system; Golgi membrane. Gene Ontology annotation, molecular function: SNARE binding; SNAP receptor activity. Gene Ontology annotation, biological process: endoplasmic reticulum to Golgi vesicle-mediated transport; intracellular protein transport; vesicle fusion. The record is from RefSeq and is a predicted model, not a curated record. NCBI's taxonomy places the organism in Eukaryota, Metazoa, Cnidaria, Hydrozoa, Anthoathecata, Hydridae.
GCACUAUGAAUAGCAAAUUAUACACUUCAUCAACAGGACUAAAAUAGAAAAAAUAUAGAGUAAACCAAUGAGCACUGUCAGGCGUCGUACAAAAUCUGUUAGUAAAGAAGAAAAAUAUUUAUAUACACCAAAUUAUUCAUCUCGAGACUACAAGGAUACAGUUGAAAGUUACAGUGUAUCCAACAUUGAUUCAGUUGACAUGUCAUGUAGAGAUAGAACUGUGGAGUUUUUAUCAGCUGUGAAAUCAUUGCAGUCACGGCAGGUUAACGGAUACAAACUAAAUCAAAGACAAAAUGGUAGAGUAGUUAAUCCAAGUCAAUUUACUCUUUUGUCGAGGCAAAUCAGUCAAGAUAUUGGCAAUACAUUUAGCAAACUUGAAAAAUUAGCAAUUCUUGCAAAGCAGAAGUCUUUGUUUAAUGAUAAACCAGUGGAAAUUCAAGAGCUUACUUACAUUAUAAAACAGGAUAUUAAUCACCUCAACCAACAAAUUGCUAGCCUUCAACAGAUAGCGCAAAACAAGGAUUCGUCAUCUAGUAAAAAUGUAAAAACACACUCACACACUGUGGUCAUGUCACUUCAAAGUAAAUUAGCAAAUAUGUCAAAAGAUUUUAAACAUGUGCUAGAGGUCCGCACUGAAAAUAUGAAACAACAGAAAAACCGUCGUGAACAAUUUUCUCAAGGCGCUCUCACUGAUAAUAUGCACAUUUCUGAACUUAGCGGAAAUUCUCUUUUAAACCGACCUUUAGGAAAUAAUGAAGCGGUCGCGCUUGAUAUGGAGCCACUUCUUAGUCAGCACCAACAAGUAUACGAUCACAAUGAUGAAUACAUUAAAAGUCGUGCAACAGCGAUGGAAAGUAUUGAGUCUACAAUUGUUGAACUUGGUGGAAUAUUUCAGCAGUUAGCACAUCUUGUCAGCGAGCAAGAAGAACAAAUUAAAAGGAUUGACAGUAACGUGGAAGACACAGAAAUGAAUGUUGAAGCGGCACAUAGUGAACUUUUGAAGUAUUUUCAAUCGAUAUCUUCGAACAGGUGGCUCAUCAUAAAGAUUUUCUUUGUGCUUAUUGUUUUUUUUGUAGUAUUUGUUCUCUUCAUGGCAUAGAACGUAAAUAUUCUUAUAAAUUAUUUUCGCUAAAAUAAUGCUGGAUUUUUUUAAAA